Molecule: messenger RNA, 1633 nt
Organism: Panicum hallii
Lineage: Eukaryota; Viridiplantae; Streptophyta; Magnoliopsida; Poales; Poaceae
Product: serine/threonine-protein kinase AGC1-5-like
Exons: 4
Coding region: 18-1472 (484 amino acids)
Biological process (GO): protein phosphorylation
Cellular component (GO): nucleus; cytoplasm; plasma membrane
Molecular function (GO): ATP binding; protein serine/threonine kinase activity
Source: RefSeq, a predicted model, not a curated record
CCAUCAGCGGCAACAUCAUGGAGGACGCCAGGAUCGGCACCUUCGACGCCGCCGGCGCGUACCCGACGAAGCUGCCGAGCCCGAGGAUGCUGGCCGCCGAGCGGGAGCUCCACUCUCCCCGGCGCGAGCCGCCGUCGGGGUUCCGGAAGAGCCUCAACCCGAUCUACGCCGACGCCCACGACGCCACGGCGGCAAGCGGCUCUUCUUCCACCACGACUACGGCGACAUCGAACUCGUCGCGGCGGCACACCGGCGGCGGGGACGGCCGGUGGGAGGCCGUCCGCGCCGCAGAGCCGCCGCUGAGCCUGGGCCACUUCCGCCUCCUCCGGCGCCUCGGCUACGGCGACAUCGGCAGCGUGUACCUCGUCGAGCUCCGCGCGGGCGCCGGCCGCGGCGCGCUCUUCGCCAUGAAGGUCAUGGACAAGGGCUCCCUCGCCGGCCGGAACAAGCUGGCCCGCGCGCAGACGGAGCGCGAGAUCCUCGCCCUGCUCAACCACCCCUUCCUCCCCACGCUCUAUUCCCACUUCGAGACCGACAAGUUCUGCUGCCUCCUCAUGGAGUACUGCUGCGGCGGCAACCUCCACUCGCUCAGGCAGAAGCAGCCCAACAAGAGAUUCACAGAGGACGCGGCCAGGUUCUACGCGUCCGAAGUGCUGCUUGCGCUGGAGUACCUGCACAUGCUGGGCGUGGUGUACCGGGACCUGAAACCCGAAAACGUGCUGGUCAGGGAGGAAGGCCACAUCAUGCUCUCCGACUUCGACCUCUCCCUGCGGUGCUCCGUCAGCCCGGCGCUCGUCCGCUCCCCGUCCGGCCGUGUCGGCACCGGCGGCGGCCUCGCCCACGUCUGCAUGCUCCCGCGCAUCCUGCCGGCCAAGAAGAGCAAGAAGAAGAAGAACAAGGGGGACAAGGACAAGGCCAAGCUGGACGAGCCGCCGUUCACGGCCGAGCCGACGGGCGCGCGGUCGAUGUCGUUCGUGGGCACGCACGAGUAUCUGGCGCCCGAGAUCAUCCGCGGCGAGGGCCACGGCAGCGCCGUCGACUGGUGGACCUUCGGCGUGUUCCUGUACGAGCUCCUGCACGGCGCCACGCCGUUCAAGGGCUCCGGCAACCGCGCCACUCUCUUCAACGUCGUCGCGCAGCCGCUGCGGUUCCCCGACGCGCCGGCGGUUAGCGCCGCCGCCAGGGACCUCAUCCGCGGCCUGCUGGCCAAGGAGCCGCAGAACAGGCUCGCGUACCGGCGCGGCGCGGCCGAGGUGAAGCAGCACCCCUUCUUCGACGGCGUCAACUGGGCGCUCGUCAGGAGCGCCCAGCCGCCCUACAUCCCCGACUCCGCCGUCGACCACUGCUCCCAGCUCACCAGCGACAUCGUGGGCACGGCGGCGGCGGCGCCGGGCGGCACGCCCAAGAGCGCCGGCCGGAAGACCAGCUCGCGUCACACUGAUUCGUCGCAUGUUGAUUUUGAGUACUUUUAGGAUGUCAUCAAAAGUGAUGAUCUCGCUCCAUUUGUAUCUCACAUUCUCACUAUCUUGUGCUUGGCUUGCUAGUUGCGUGUCCUGAAUCAAGAUUUAUGUAUUCCUAGUGAAGUACAUUAAAAAAGCAAAUUUAUUUGGCUGUCUUUCGUCAGUUCUGCAAA